This is a messenger RNA of Mercurialis annua (annual mercury), 453 nucleotides long. RefSeq lists its product as uncharacterized. The record is from RefSeq and is a predicted model, not a curated record. Lineage: Eukaryota; Viridiplantae; Streptophyta; Magnoliopsida; Malpighiales; Euphorbiaceae. The transcript has 2 exons. Bases 1 to 453 code for a protein of 150 amino acids.
AUGAAUGGAAGAGCAGACAAGCUAGCAAAGUGGGUCGCAACAAAAAACUACGACUCAAUGAAGAACAUUCCCCAUGAAAUCAAGCGACAACCUAGCUUUCAAGAGGAACUGGAAGAGGGAGAAGUGUUGAUGAUAGAUAGAGAAGAAACGUGGAUGACCCCAGUCAUGGCUUACCUAGCCAGCGGAGCACUCCCCGAAGACAAAAAGGAUACAAAGAGAAUAUGUGUUAACAAAGAUGAAGAAGACUCCAUCCUAGAAGAACUCCACGAAGGAGCUUGCGGAGUAUAUGAUGGGGCAUCAAAGCUAGUCAGAAAAGCCUUAUUACAAGGUUACUAUUGGCCCACAAUGAAGGAACAGGCAACAACACUGGUAAAAAGAUGUUGGCCAUGUCAGCAGCACGCCUUGGUACCCAGAAAGCAAGCUUCGGAAAUGAAGCCAAUUGGCAGCGGGUAG